AUGUCAAAAUUUUUGUCUAUCUUCAUUCAAAAAACAUCUGGUUUGGGUCUAAAAAAUUACUUAUUUAUUGCAAUGUCCAAAAGAAACAUCUUCCACAGAGUUCCGAAAUUUAAGCCACAAGUUAAAGUGCCGAACCACCGUUCUAAGUUAUCAAUGACCAUGGUGCCGAAGAAGGAGAAAAUUGAAGUUCUCCCUGAACCUAUCAAAUCUGAAGCUGAUAAAAAGCUUUAUAAAACAAUCAGGCUAGAAAAUGGUUUGACUGCCCUCCUGAUAUCGGACCCGAGCCGUGCCACAAACGAGGAAGACUUUAGCUCUAGUGACGAGGAUACCAGUGGGACAGAUGAGACCACCGGUCCUGAGAGUGAUGGGGGCAAGUCAGCACACUCCGUGAGCAGUGACCACCAUGGCACCAAGCGACGCACCGAUUUUGACGAAGAAAAAUUGGCGGCGUGCGCGCUCAGCGUGGGUGUCGGCAGCUACAGUGACCCGCAGGACAUCCAGGGGCUGGCGCACUUCGUGGAACAUAUGGUCUUCAUGGGCAGCGAGAAGUACCCCAAGGAGAAUGAAUUUGACUCAUUUAUUAAGAAAAAAGGCGGCUCAGACAACGCGUCAACGGACUGCGAGGUGACGACGUUCUACUUCGAGAUCCCUGAGAAGCACCUGCCGCAAGCGAUGGACAUGUUCAGCCAGUUCUUCGUGAGCCCGCUCAUGAUGAAGGAGGCCAUGCAGCGCGAGCGAGAAGCCAUCGAGUCUGAGUUCGCCAUAGCGUCCCCAUCGGAUUCGAACCGCAAAGACCAGCUGAUCUGCAGCUUCUUCCCCGAGGGUCACCCGGCGAGGACCUUCACGUGGGGCAACCUGAAGAGCCUGCGAGACAACAUCAAUGACGACGAGCGGCUGUACCAGGCGGCGCAUGAGUUCCGCCGGAGGCAUUACAGCGCGCAUCGUAUGACUGUGGCUAUACAGGCGCGUAUGGACCUGUCCACUCUGGAGCAGUACGUGGUGAACACGUUCGCCCGCAUCCCCACCAACAAGCUGCCGGCGGACGAUUUCACUACGCAUGCGUUCACCAACGCCUCGCCGUCUCCAGACUUCAACAAUAUCUACUACGUUAAACCUGUCAGCGAUACUACUGAGGUCCACCUAACGUGGUGCAUGCGGUCGCUGAUAUCAGAGUACCAGUCUAAGCCGCACCAGUACAUCUCCUACCUGCUGGGCCACGAGGGCAAGGGAAGUCUGCUCUCAUAUCUCAGGAAGAAGGUGUGGGCGCUGGGCAUCUACACGGGCAACUCUGAGAGCGGCAUCGACUACACCUCCAUGUACAGCCUGUUCUCCACCCAGGUGGUGCUCACCAAGGACGGCCUCGACCACAUCGACGAGGUGCUAGAAGCGAUAUUCUCGUAUAUAAACAUGCUGCGGAAACUGGGGCCUUCGGAGAGGAUCUUCCACGAGAUCAAGACGAUUGAGGACACGAGCUUCCGCUACGAAGAGGAGACGCAGCCGGCCGACUAUGUAGAAAACUUGGUGGAGAACAUGCACUACUACCCGCCCGACCACUACAUCACCGGCGAGAGGAUCUACUACAAGUACGAUCCGAAGGCUAUCAGCGAGCUGCUAGAAGGCAUGCGCGCAGACACGGUUAACAUCAUGGUGCUGUCCAACAAGCACUCGCAGCCCAUAGAGUACGACCUCAAGGAGCAGUGGUUUGGGACCGAGUACAAGCGGCAAGAGAUUCCAAAAGACUGGAUGGACCGUUGGCUGAACGCGGCGCCGUUCCCGGCGUUCCACUUGCCCGAAAAGAACAUUUACAUAACGACAGACUUCGAGGUGAUCCCUCCGGCGCAGAUAUACCUGGAUGAAGCUGAGAGGAUAGGCGUGGACCUGUUGACUGCAUCCGGCAAGGACGUACAUGAAAAGACUGAGGCUAAGGGCGGCACCACGGCCGAGCUGUCUAGAGGAGACCUCUUGGCCACUAUCAACAACUUCAGACUGGACCAGCCGAACUUGCUGCGCAAGAACCGUCACAUGGAGCUGUGGUACAAGCCGGACUUCAAGUUCCGCUUCCCCACCGCGCUGCUGUACUUCUACUUCAUCACGCCGCUCAGCCUCAAGUCUCCCCGAGAAGCAUGCCUGCUCGACCUGUGGACGGACGUGUUGCAGCAAGGGCUGAAGGAAGAGGUAUACCCGGCGAACAUGGCGGACCUGGCUCACUCUAUAUUUGUCAGCGAUAAAGGACUCACGCUAAAAGUCGUGGGGUAUAGUCAAAACUUACAUUUGCUGGUGGAGCUGAUAUCCCGCGAGAUGCGCACGACAACGGACAACCUGACGGCGCCCAUGUUCGAGGCCGUGCGCGAAGUGCGCGCGCGCAUCUACCACAACGUGCUCAUCAAGCCACACAAACUGGCCAAAGACGUCCGAAUGGAUAUCCUACUGGAGCCGUACAUAUCACCGCGGGACAAGGCCAUGCUGGUACACAACCUCACACUCUCCGACCUCAAGGAGUUCAGCAAUCGACUGCUCGAUAGACUCUAUGUGCAGGUGUUAGUACAAGGUAACGUGCCUUGGCACCAGGCGAUCAAUAUCUCUGAGAACAUGCUCAACACUAUCAAGUGGGAGGCCUUCACGGAUGAGGAAUAUCCAGAGUUGAAGGUCCGUCAACUGCCGCUGGGCGAGCGCAAGUUACGCGUACUAUCACUGAACAAACAGUCCACGAACAGCAUCGUGACCAACUACUACCAGGGCGAGGCCACCACGCCGCGUGACACCGCCGUGCUUGAAGUGCUAACUAUGUUAAUGGAGGAGCCGGUGUUCGACGCUCUGCGCACGAAGGAGCAGCUAGGCUACUCCGUGUACAGCAUGAUGCGGUACACCUUCGGAGUGCUGGGGUUGUCUGUCACCGUCAACACGCAGGUCGAUAAGUUCAGCGUAUCCCACGUGGACCACCGAGUAGAAGCCUUCUUAAAGAAGUUCUCUCGCGACAUGAAGAAGCUGACGGACCGGGCGCUGCAGGCCACCAAGCACUCGCUCGUGCAGCUCAAGUACACCACCGACUACGAGCUCAAGGAAGAGGUGGAGAGAAAUUGGAGGGAGAUAGUGAGUAAAGAGUACCAAUUCCAAAGACUGUACAAUGAGGCGGAGGCUAUUGAGAAGAUCAAGCUGUCGGACAUCAAGAGCUGGGUGGAGACGCACUUCGCCACCGGCAACCGCUCUCGGUACAGGAAGCUGUCCGUGCAGAUAAUGGGCCACCCAGCGAAAAAAUCCACAACGUCGAUGUCAGAAGAACAGCAGAAGAAUUAUCACCUCACCUACUUAGACGCGUCGGAGCCCGUCGGCGAUACCACAGAGAACGAUGCAGACUUCAUCAAAGACAUAGACGCCUUCAAAGUGAAACUGCCCAUCAUAGAUGUACCCAAAGUGGAGCUAGCACAGUGUUGACCUAUAGAUUAAUUUAGUUAUUUUUUCUAAUUAUUUUCACCAUCGCGCAGUGGUUUUUGUGACUCACUUCAUAUUGAAAGGAUUUCAAUGAGAACGAUUUCGUAACUAUCACAAAUUCAAGCAGUCAAUUUAAUAUCUCCCUAUUAUUCUGCAUUUCAAUUUCUCUUUGGUAUAAAAACAAACAUGGCGUUACGCAGCCAUUCGCAGCACGAGAAAAAGAAAAAAAUAAUGCCCACCAUUGUGAAAUUUUGCAUACACGUUGUCAAAAAAAUUGUAAUUACAUACCGAAGCCCGCGCGGUCGAACUCGCGGGCAGAAAUAUACAAUCAUAUCCUUAUUGGAGUGGGUAGAAUGUCAUGUGUAGAAAGAACUCGGAGUUACAUUGUAGUAACUACACCCCGGACACUCCGUACAGGUAUCUCAUCCUUACCGGGUGUCUUUAACAUAAGUAUGAGCGAGACAGACAAUCCACCCACGCUUACUCCUUUUUUAUUGUCCAACAAACGUGACUACUCUUUCGUACUAAUCCGUAUACCGUUAGUGCGACAGAGACAUAUCUUUCGUCUCUUUCUAUCAAGAUCUCUAUCCUGCUGUCGUUCUAGUGAUGUUCCGUUCGUGGACCAUAGACUAAAGUGAGACCCAGCGGGGGCGUGAGGUAAACCUAGCUCGGCACUGAUACGAAUUCAUGCGGGGCUGAGCGUAUCCGUUCUAUUAUUCGUUACUCUAUGCUACUGCACAAGUUACCAGCUGCCAUUCAUGAGUGUUUUAACACCAAAAACAAUUAUUUGAGUCUCAAAAGCCACCGUGUUAUGACACUAAGACGCUUGACGAGAGUUCUACUAGUGUAAUGCGUUUUUCACACUUUCCGCUUGGAAAGGACCAACUUAGGGUAGCCUAGACUAAAUUUUGACAUAGCACGUUUUUUAUCCCUUACGGUGAAUGUGAAAAAGUGUAUGUUUAGAUGAAUAGAGUAUUGAAAAUAUCAUGGAUGUAGUAAUAGACUCGUAUUUUACAUAAGUACUAAUCUUACAAUUUCUGCUUCCAUGGUUGUUGUAGUAUAAAAAAGAACUAUAUUUUUAUCUUUUGCGUGAUGAACUGUGUCUAAUUCGAACUUGAGAAUUCAAGUAAUACAGGGCUUAGGACAAUAUAAUACCAAAAUCGUGAAUAAAAUACUACAAAAAAAUAAAUGUAUGUUGAAAAGGAAUUGUGUUGUGUAGGGUUUGGCUUGUUUCAUACAUUACUCUGUAAUUUAUUGACGCUUGUACUUAGUCAGAAGUUGCAAUAUUGCAUUGCGUUUGACAUCCUUAGAUUCUAAGGCCUGUUUCCCUUUAUCGAUCGCACGAAAUCGAAAUAAUGUGGUGCGGUAGAAUAUCGACUUAUUCAUGAUAUUGUACUAUAUAUAUAAUACUGUUUAAAAUAGGGUAGUUGACUUUUUUUUAUAAGUAUUUGUUUUUUUUUUUCUCACGUGAACAUGCUGAAGAUUAAUCUGAAUUCCGUUUUCCAACAUCUUAUCUAACGCCGGAGAUAUCCAUUGUUAAAGUUCUAAAUUGUCCGUUCCGUUGUAGCUAAAAGUCAUUAGCGUGUAGCUAGCUGAUUGUAACUUGUAUGUAUGGCACUAGGAACAUAUGACUUCACGCAUUCCUAUUACCAUUUAUUUUCAACGCCCUGAUUUCGAAUGGUUGUAACUAUUUCAUUUUUCAACGAAUUUAAAAUUCUGUUCUAUUCUAUGUUUUUAUUUAAUUCUGUUUUCGCAUUUGGCCAUCAAUGUAUGUAUUUUUAAACUUAUCAACUACCCUGUUCUCAAUAUCUGAAUCAAAAACCGGACGAGGUAAAAGAAGAUGAUUUUGCCUAUUUAAUACUAGGAUAAAUCGUGUGCGUCAAGCUAGCGGCCUCAAAAAAAAAAUGGGCACGAAAAAAUAAUUUGACCAUACCAAAAAAUAGUACUCUUAUUGAAAAAAAUAGUACCUGUUGUAAAAAAAUUAGUACCAUCACGGUUCUGGAUUUAUAGCCAUGUUUUAUUGCACUUGCUAGCUUGACGGUGAGCGAAAUUUGGCGAGAGUUAACGACAAGGUCUUUCGCUAUGAUUUAAACGCCAAAAAAUAGUACCGAAAUAGUACUCACCCCCUGCAAAAUACCGAAAUGAGUACUUCAACGGUUCCAAAGUUAUAAAGGCAGUUCUUUGAUCCCGCUAGCUUGACGUUUUGAAAAUACCUAUUAUCUAGGGAACGCUUGCAUACUUCAGUUUGUAACUAAUGUCAAUAAACUCGUAUGAAAUAGUACUCCCUACCAUCAUAAUUUGGACCUGAUUCUCUUUGUAGAAAUGUGUCAAAAAGUCAUUAUAACCUAUGUCAUACAUUUAUCAAGACAGGUACAGUCUCGAACAAAAUUAUUACACAUGCUCAAGAAGAAUGUUGUCAGAUUUUAGUAUUUUUUCCCCAUUUUUGGGUAAAAUUGGUGAAGUGCCAGGGUUGUCAGAUGAAAGUAAUAUCAUUGUUGAAACUCUUUGAGUUAUUCUACAAAUACUGCAAAUUGUUUAUUAACAAACACUUCGAUCCGUAACAAAUUGAACAUGAAGGUAUAAAUUAUAAAAUAAAACAGCAGAUUAAAAAUGUAUUAUGAUGUAUUAAAAUCACAGAUUGUUUUCAAUAAGAACUAGACCCAUGCAGCCAUUUUUUAUUAAAAUUAUUGCAUAUGGGUGUAUGCAAUAGCAAUUUUUUGUAAUAGCAACACUCUGAAGUGCAAAGAAAUGGUAGGGUAGACCUCCAUAAUGGCAAUACUGGCGAUGGCAAUACUUACGAAUAAAUUGUGAAUUGUUAUAAUUGUCUACGUGACUGUAUCAACAACAAAUGUAUGGCAUAGGUUAUGAUGAUUUUUUAACAUAUUUCUACAAAGAGAAUCGGAUCAAAAUUAUGAUGGUAGGAAGUACUAUUUCAUACGAGUUUAUUGACAUUAGUUAUAUACUGAAGUAUGCAAGCGUUUCCCAGAUAAUAGGUAUUUUCAAAACGUCAAGCUAGCGGGAUCAAAGAACUGCCUUUAUAACUUUGGAACCGUUGAAGUACUACUUUCGGUAUUUUGCAGGGGGUGAGUACUAUUUCGGUACUAUUUUUUGGCGUUUAAAUCAAAGCGAAAGACCUUGUCGUUAACUCUCGCCAAAUUUCGCUCACCGUCAAGCUAGCAAGUGCAAUAAAACAUGGCUAUAAAUCCAGAACCGUGAUGGUACUAAUUUUUUUACAACAGGUACUAUUUUUUUCAAUAAGAGUACUAUUUUUUGGUAUGGUCAAAUUAUUUUUUCGUGCCCAUUUUUUUUUUGAGGCCGCUAGCUUGACGCACACGAUAAAUCGGCCUUCUGUCGCACCACAUAUAUUCGAUUCUGUGCGCUCUCUUUGGAUAAGUGUGACAAUACACGUCAGGUUUUUUCAUCUAGUUUAUAGAUCCAGUCUAAUUUAACGUCCGUGUGUUCAAACAAAUGAUACUAUAUCUUUUCAAGAAUUGAAUCAGGCUCCGAGACCCGGAUGAAAAUCUUGACGUGUGUUGCAGCACUAAGGCGUCGUCCAGCUCGAUAUGCUAUUCAGGGCGUUACCGUUACACUUCUAGCUUUAUGCUAAAGUUAAAGGUAUUAUUUUUAGUAAAAUUGUUUUAAUUUUAUUGGUAAAUGUACCUAUUAAAAAGACAUUCGAGAUAAUAUCUGAUUCUAAACUUGUCGUAUUUUUUAAGAAAUAAAUUCAUUUUUAGAAUCCGAUAUUUUUUUAAAUAAAUUGUGUCUUACGUGUCGUUUGCACGUAGAUACGAUUUUAUUUAUAUAUACGUAAACGAGCGUACUAAUCGCGUACUGUUUUUUUUAUAAUUAUAAUAAUUUUAUUUUUUGACAUUAAUUUAAUUAAAUCUUUUGUGUAUCAGUAAAUACUCCGGCCAUUCAGGCAAAAUAAAUCAUUGGAACAGUUAUGUAAGUAGACAAUUUAUGUUUUAUAAUUUAUAAAAAUGUUCAAAAAAAAUGAAAAAUGUAUUUGUUUUCCUGUUGCAUCGCGCAGCAUCUAAUAUACUCUUUUACGGGGUAUCUAUGGGUAUUUAGAAAGACUUUACGCUGUAAAUAUAUACAUGAAACUAAAGCGAUGUAACUUAAUAAAUAAACGAUAUAACAGACACCUAA
This is a messenger RNA of Pectinophora gossypiella (pink bollworm), 7578 nucleotides long. Its product is annotated as nardilysin-like. Gene Ontology annotation, biological process: proteolysis. The record is from RefSeq and is a predicted model, not a curated record. Gene Ontology annotation, molecular function: metalloendopeptidase activity; metal ion binding. The transcript is spliced from 23 exons. NCBI's taxonomy places the organism in Eukaryota, Metazoa, Arthropoda, Insecta, Lepidoptera, Gelechiidae. The coding region runs from base 1 to 3432 and encodes 1143 amino acids.